AUGGUCGAGAACCAGAUACCCAUUUUCGUCUUGCAAGACAUCGCCACGACGAUUGGCGGGAAAUACAAAUCAUCGGGCGUACUGUCUUCGGGUUUGAUUCAACUUUGCCGGAGAUUCUCGCCGCUGGAGCUUAAAUCGAGCUACCCGCUGCCGGAAGUAGACGAUGCCGAGCCUCUCCAUCUGUUGGAUCUGCUUUACAAUCUAAUUCUCCUGAAACGUGUCGAGAAGAAUGAGGAGGAGGAUCCGGAUCCUCAACUCGGGUUUCUGGAAUCCGUUUACCAUCUAAAACAUCCUUUGGUUCUCGCCUUCUUAUGGCCCGUCAAACAUCUCUCCCUCUUCGUCCCCAAAAUCCUGUCCGCCAUUCCAAUACUCAACAACCUAAUAGAUCUCAAUGUGAAGAAGGUGGCAGCGCCAAUCAUCUCAUCGGCGUCCGAGCUUAAAAGGGUUGUGGUCAAAUUGCAGGCGGCGUCAGGGAGCGUCAGGGACAUUAGUUUCAGGAGCAGAACUCUGGCAAUCCCCAAGUUCACGUGGAACCCUAUCUGCCAAGUGAUCCUCCAAAACCUCGUGGCCUACGAAUCCAUGGCGAAAUACGAAGAGGAUACUUUGAUCCUGACCCAGUACGGGAAAUUGAUGGACGGGCUGAUUAGGAGCGAGGCGGACGUGGGAUUGCUUAGAGAGGUGGGGAUUGUUGUUUGUGGAGACCAAGACAUUGUGGAUGUUGUGUCGGCGUUCAGUGGGAUAGGGGAAUCUAUAGGGAUAAAGGACAAGGGGCUUAUGGGAACGGUAAGGGAUUUGAGGAUCUUCCAUGCCAAUAGCCAUAAUUUGAGGACGUUUUUCUGGGUUUGUGUUGUGGUUCUAGUGGUGGCAGCCAUUGUGGAAGUAUACUCUCUGGAGAAAGCUCCGUCGGGCUCGACCAAACCGAUAUUGGGAUUAGGAAGACGAGUUAAUCCCGCCGGCUCCUGGCGGUCCAGCAAAGUCUUGGCAGCGAUAAUCCAGUCGUUUAAGAUCAUUAAUUUGGCUGGACCUUUCACUACUAAGUCCACCAUUUUAAGCCACUAA
Messenger RNA from Linum tenue, 1059 nucleotides. Lineage: Eukaryota; Viridiplantae; Streptophyta; Magnoliopsida; Malpighiales; Linaceae. The record is from the annotation of a GenBank genome assembly.